Messenger RNA from Porites evermanni, 381 nucleotides. Lineage: Eukaryota; Metazoa; Cnidaria; Anthozoa; Scleractinia; Poritidae. The record is from the annotation of a GenBank genome assembly.
AGCGAUAAAAGCGCUGAUCUCAUCACAGAUGCAUUGGAGUUCAUGUACACCCCUUGGCCUGACAACAGUAAUAAAUACGCAUUAAGAAGUCAACUUGUUGAUCUUAUUGGUGAUAACCUUUACUUUGCUCCUAGUCACAAAGUCGCUGAUGUUCACAGUCAGGUCGCUCCUGUUUACAUGUAUGAGUUUGCUCAUCGGGCAAAAACAAUUAUGGGUGCUGAUUGGAUGGGCGUGGUCCAUAGCGAAAAUGUUCCCUUUGAUUUCGGAGUUCCUUUGCUCCCGAAAUUUUUAUCUCUUUAUAGUCCCGCUGACAGAAAUGUCAGUUUGCUUAUUAUGACCAUGUACGCAGACUUUGCCCGGUCCGGCGAUCCUACAGUCAGA